AUGGACAAGAAUACCACAGGGAGGUCGAUUCGUCCUGCCCGAUGGACGUGCCCAAAAUCCAGACAGACUAGAAGGCAACAUGAUGUCUAUCGGCAUGCUGGGCGUUUCGUUGACAGGGGCAAGUUGCACAAGGCUUUCAAGGACUCCAAGCAAUGCUGUUGUGUGCAAGAUGACACGACGGCAAAUGGGCUAAAGCGUGCAGUGGAGCAGUUGGUCGGGUUUGUUGACAGGUGCAAGCUGCACAAGGUUUUCAAGGACUCCAAGCAAUGCUAUUGUGUGCAAGAUGACACCACGGCAAAUGGGCUAAAGCGCGAGGUGGGGCAGUUGGUCAGUUUUGUUUGCAGGGACAAGUUGCACGAGGCUUUCAAGGACUCCAAGCAAUGCUGUUGUGUGCAAGAUGACACCACGGCAAAUGGGCUAAAGCGCGUGGUGGAGCAGUUGGUCGGUUUUGUUGACAGGAGCAAGUUGCACAAGGCUUUCAAGGACUCCAAGCAAUGCUGUUGUGGCGAGGAUGACACCACGGCAAAUGGGCUAAAGCGUGUGGUGGGGCAGUUGGUCGGUUUUGUUGACAGGAGCAAGUUGCCCAAGGCUUUCAAGGAUUCCAAGCUGCUCAAAAACAACGGCCCGUGCUGGGUCAUAGUGGACUUCAAGACGGCAGUGGUUCUCGCUUUUUUCGCCCUUCAUGCUACGGAAGUGUUUGCAUAG
Molecule: messenger RNA, 705 nt
Organism: Symbiodinium necroappetens
Lineage: Eukaryota; Dinophyceae; Suessiales; Symbiodiniaceae
Source: the annotation of a GenBank genome assembly